Penicillium pulvis is the source of this 546-nucleotide messenger RNA. RefSeq names its product trafficking protein particle complex subunit 4. Gene Ontology annotation, cellular component: TRAPP complex. Bases 1 to 546 code for a protein of 181 amino acids. The record is from RefSeq and is a predicted model, not a curated record. NCBI's taxonomy places the organism in Eukaryota, Fungi, Ascomycota, Eurotiomycetes, Eurotiales, Aspergillaceae. The transcript is spliced from 4 exons. Gene Ontology annotation, biological process: endoplasmic reticulum to Golgi vesicle-mediated transport.
AUGCCCAAGUUUGAUAUGUCAGUUGACCUGGCACUCAUCAUCAGCAUCAUGACCGUCUUCUCCCUCAUCAUCAUUAACAAGGCCGGUGGUCUAAUCUACCAACGCGAGUUUCAAGCCGGCCUACACAAGCUCUCCACGAACGACUACCUAGUCCUCGCCGGUACCUUUCAUGGUGUCCACGCAAUCACCCGCUCCAUUACCCCUAAGAUUCCGCUUCAAACCACCGCUUCCCCCGUUCCCUCCUCCCCGGGCACAAAUGCCCCCUCCACGUCUGGAUACAGCUACCCGGUCCCCGGUAUCCCUGUCUCGGGUCUCGAACAGCUUGAGACGGACAAAUUUCGAUUGACUUGUUUCCAGACCCUGACGGGAACUAAGUUCUUACUUUUUACGGAUCCGGUUUCGGGGAGUGUGGAAUCAAUUAUCAAUAAGAUUUAUGAGCUGUAUGCGGAUUAUGUUAUGAAGAAUCCGUUCUAUCAGCUUGAGAUGCCGGUGCGAUGCGAGGCUUUCGAUCGGCAUCUUGGGGCUUGGUUGAGGGGGAGGACAUAG